ACUCUUGCUUCAAUCAAAUCCCACUAUAAAAACCCAAAUAUCCAAAGAAAACCCUAAACCCAAGAAAAGAAAACAAGUCUUAAAUCUUCAAAGAAGUCUAACUAAGAGUAUAUCUACCAAAAUUAGGGCUUCUUUCAUUUGCGUCUGCGUACAACACUAGAACUGCUUAGGAAAAGCGUCGCUAUACACAGAAAACUCGAAAAAUAAUUUCUUGGUACUAAAAGGCAGAUUGAAAAAUGUAUCUGCAAUUUUACAUCAACGACAAUGGUGACAAAGUCUACACUACCAAGAAGGAAUCGCCUCUUGGUAAGACUACCCAAUCAGCUCAUCCAGCUCGCUUUUCCCCUGAUGACAAAUACUCGAGGCAGAGAGUUCUGUUGAAGAAGCGCUUUGGCCUAUUGCCCACCCAACAACCACCUCCAAAGUACUAAGGAUGGAAAACUCAAAAUUUACCCUGCUCGUGCCCAUGCUUGCAAAUGAACUCUUUUGAUGACCGAGCAUUUCGUUGGUGAAUAUGAUGUAAUGGAGCUGCCUUUGGCUCUUUUUUAUGUUGAAUGCAAACUAGAUAUUGAGUUGUAGACCUUUAAUUAAUUUAUAUUCAGAAAGUUUUUCAUAUUGUCAAAA
This is a messenger RNA of Amaranthus tricolor (Joseph's coat), 624 nucleotides long. RefSeq names its product H/ACA ribonucleoprotein complex subunit 3-like protein. Gene Ontology annotation, cellular component: box H/ACA snoRNP complex; box H/ACA telomerase RNP complex. Gene Ontology annotation, biological process: positive regulation of telomerase RNA localization to Cajal body; ribosome biogenesis; snRNA pseudouridine synthesis. The transcript is spliced from 4 exons. NCBI's taxonomy places the organism in Eukaryota, Viridiplantae, Streptophyta, Magnoliopsida, Caryophyllales, Amaranthaceae. Gene Ontology annotation, molecular function: box H/ACA snoRNA binding; telomerase RNA binding. The record is from RefSeq and is a predicted model, not a curated record. Bases 237 to 431 code for a protein of 64 amino acids.